Molecule: messenger RNA, 1496 nt
Organism: Pogonomyrmex barbatus (red harvester ant)
Lineage: Eukaryota; Metazoa; Arthropoda; Insecta; Hymenoptera; Formicidae
Gene: Ttc19
Product: tetratricopeptide repeat domain 19
Biological process (GO): mitochondrial respiratory chain complex III assembly
Cellular component (GO): mitochondrial inner membrane
Molecular function (GO): protein binding
Source: RefSeq, a predicted model, not a curated record
GUAAGCAGAAAACCGUUGUACUCUCACAUUGUACUCUCGAAUAAUUGCGAUACUCCGAUAUUGCGAUACUCGAACGAUCUCGAGACUCCGAUUAUAAUUUGAAGUAAUGGCGCUUGCGGCCCGCGUGUCAACUCAACCGGAGUACCUUUUCGGAGCACGAGGUGCUCGGAAUUGUUGCCGAGUUUCUGAUCAGUUAAGUGGUCUCCGAAUCACCUCUCGCUGAUUAUUAUCGUAAAUCUUUGUUCUCGAUCCGUAUCAUCAUUUCGUUCUCUAUCUACGCCAUAUGAUCGUGUCUAUAGUGAGGAUGUGUUGACAAGACUAAACAUUUGAUUGUUAAAAUGUAUCGCGUGACUUUGGUAUCUCGUAUAUUGAGAUGUGUCCUGCCAAGUAUUGAUUUUAUACACUCAAUAACAAAUACUCAACGAAGUCUGUACAACGAAGUCUAUAAAAAUGCCGCAAAACCUUUACAACUUUACACAAAAAUAAAAAAGUAUUACUUCAACGAUAGAUAUAAAUCGCAAGAUAAAAAAUUCAAGAUGCUUCUCGCUGUAUCUUUACCAACUUUGAUUUUAAAUUAUCUUUUCGAUAUCGAGGAUACAAAUGAAGAAGUCCCGGAAGUCAUUACGACGAUCAAACGAUCUGUACUGUUAAUACAGAAGGGAGAAUAUAACAAGGCAGAACAAAUGCUGCACUUAGCAUUGCGCCAAGCGCAAACUAUACAACAUUAUGAUGCUGUGACAUAUAUCUAUGACGUAAUGGCUAAUCUUGCUUUCGAGACUGGUGACUAUCGCAAAGCAGAGAAACUGUUUGUAUCAGUUUUGCAAAGAUUAAUGUCAAAUGGAGUUACAGAGGAUGAUAUGCGAGUCAUCCAUAUAAGCUUAAAGAUGGCCAAAGUAUUUGAACAUUUAAACGAAAUAAAAAAAGCAGAACAGGGCUAUAAAUUCUGUAUGGAGAAUUUAAAAUUGCACGUUGAAAAAGAUUUUGAUAAUAAUGACGCUAUAUUACUGCAGGGUAUGACUUUUGAUUGGUAUGCGCGAAUGCUACUUUCACAGUCUCGACAUACCGAAGCUUUUAACUAUUUUCUUCAGGCCUAUGACAUAUGUAAAAAGGUAAAUGGCGAAAAACAUGAACAGACUGUAGUUUUGCUUAAUGAUUUGGGUACAAUCAGUUAUAUACGAGGAGAAUAUGAUGAAGCUGUUAAAUACUUAUCUCUUGCAGCAGAAAUAGGCAAAAACUUGUCCGACAUGGUUGAUUUGGGUUCAAUUCAUGUGAAUUUAGGAAAUGUAUUUUUGAAAAAAGGUUUGUACGAUGAAGCUAAAAAAUCUUGUCAGCAAGGAAAGAUAAUAGCUAAGAAUAGAGAUGACAAUGACUCCUUAUUAGAAGCCAAUAAAUGCCUCAAGGAAAUCAAGAGAUUACUCUCGGUAUAGCUCAGAUAUAGCUCAGUUAUAAAAAUAUAUGUAUUUAAUGAAUAAUAUCUGUAAAUAUAUGUAGAAAGA